AUGAGGUUAUCACUCCGCAUCGGCUCAGCCGCCGUGCUCAUUAUUCUCGGCUUUAUCCUGUUCAAUCGCCGCGUCCUACCUAAAGGCCCUCACCCCUCCUCGUUCUGGCACUUCGACACUACCGAUUUCCGCUCCGUUUUCCACCCUCGGCCCUCUACUCAGGAUUCGUCGCGCCGAAAAUGGGGCAGCGGCACUGGCCACACGGUCGAGUUGACUUAUCAGAAUACUCCGAUUGUCGUUCCUGACGAGGGAAUCAUCGUCAUCGGCAAAUUGCGCGAGGAAGACACGACUUGGGUCUCUCAGGAGCUUGCGGAAUGGCGCAAUUUCAUUUACACGGUCGACGAUACCUCCGUCCCCAAUCACACACCUAAGAACAAGGGUCGCGAGGCUCUCCCUUACCUUCAAUUCCUCGUCGAUCACUACGACGACCUCCCCGCUAUCGUCGUCUUCGUCCACGCUCAUCGCGGAACAUAUGAGACAGCGUGGCACGUCGACUCCAUGGAUUACAACAAUGUCGAUUCCAUUCGCGCCCUGCAGCACGAUUUCGUACGACAGGAAGGUUUCGUCAAUCUCCGCUGUCAAUUGUCCCCCGGCUGCCCUGAAGAAAUGCAGCCUUUCCGCCAGCCCCCAAAGCCCGGUGACACAGGCGAGAAGCACUAUGCCGCGGCUUGGAAGGAGAUCUUUGGCAACUCCAAUGUUCCAGAGAAGAUCGCCGCCCCGUGUUGUUCGCAAUUUGCCGUUUCCCGGGAACAGGUUCUGCAGCGUCCGCGCACUGAUUACCUGCGCAUGUAUAACUGGGUUCUGAACAAUGAUCUCUCCGACGAAGUCACUGCCAAUAUCAUGGAGUACAUGUGGCAUAUCAUCUUCGGAAAGGAUCCCAUCUUCUGUCCGGAUGUCUUCCAAUGCUAUGCCGAUGUCUUCGGCGAGGAAGUCAUCUUCUAA
Molecule: messenger RNA, 942 nt
Organism: Penicillium maclennaniae
Lineage: Eukaryota; Fungi; Ascomycota; Eurotiomycetes; Eurotiales; Aspergillaceae
Product: DUF3431 domain-containing protein
Exons: 3
Coding region: 1-942 (313 amino acids)
Source: RefSeq, a predicted model, not a curated record